AUGACGGAACCAGAGGAACUCGAUGAGGAUCUCUUCGCCGAUCUUUAUGAAGGCGACGAUACUCCAGCGAAGCCUGCGCAACCUGCACAGCCAGCACCAGCUGCAAAACCCCAGGAGCCCGAGCCGGUGCAGCCCGAACCAGUCAAUGCUCCCACACAACAGCCCGUAGCGCAGGAAGUAAAUGUAGCAGAUAGCCGUGGUUGGGAACAACCGAAUGCGGCUGGUAAUCAUGGUGAUGCGAACAUGGGAAACGGAGCUUGGAAUGGCAACGGUGCCGGCAAUGGCAAUCAGUCAUUCGACCAGGCAGCCGGUGACCAGGACGAUAACUAUGGUCCCAUCAAUGUGAAGGAAGACGGGAUUGUUCAUGUCGGUGUCAAAAUAGCUGUCACGAGGCGGAAGACUUGGAUUGGAAGUGCUGUAGCACAUUAUCAGCGAUAUGGCUGGCCAGCAAGCUCUGGAGCGGGCUCAAGUCGACAUUCGGGAUUCAUACCUUGA
Aaosphaeria arxii CBS 175.79 is the source of this 495-nucleotide messenger RNA. RefSeq lists its product as uncharacterized. The record is from RefSeq and is a predicted model, not a curated record. The transcript is spliced from 3 exons. Lineage: Eukaryota; Fungi; Ascomycota; Dothideomycetes; Pleosporales. The coding region runs from base 1 to 495 and encodes 164 amino acids.